Messenger RNA from Pseudozyma flocculosa PF-1, 2373 nucleotides. RefSeq lists its product as uncharacterized. The coding region runs from base 1 to 2373 and encodes 790 amino acids. NCBI's taxonomy places the organism in Eukaryota, Fungi, Basidiomycota, Ustilaginomycetes, Ustilaginales, Ustilaginaceae. Gene Ontology annotation, molecular function: oxidoreductase activity; copper ion binding. The transcript is spliced from 2 exons. The record is from RefSeq and is a predicted model, not a curated record.
AUGUCGCGUCCCCAACCGCCUCUUGCCCGGCGAGGCCCGCGCGCGCUCCUCUUCCUCUCCCUCAUACACAUCCUCGUCCUCGUCCCCCUCUUGGCGUCGAGCCUGGCCAACGCAUCGCCGCACCCGUCAAGGGCCAUCCUUCGUCGUGCCGAUGCCGCCCAUCCAAAGCAGCGUCAGCCGCAGAGCAACGGUCAUGCCGUGAACAAGGUCAGCGGCAACGGCAAAGGCGGCGCCGACGACGACGACGACGGCGACGGCGAUGGCUACGACUUUGACGCACCCCGCCCGAUCCGACGCUUCAAGCUCGAGGUCGGCAGCAAGACGGUGUGGUCCGACUGCAACCCCAUGUCUGACGCGCCCGUCAUCAACGGCACCACGCCCGGACCGACGAUCCGCGUGCGGGCCGGCGAGCGCGUCCUUAUCAAUGUCACCAACGUCCACCCCAGCGAGCCGACGACGAUGCACUGGCACGGCCUCUCGAUGCGGCUCAACCCGGCUUCGGACGGCACGCCCAUGAUCUCGCAGUGGACCAUCGAGCCGGGCAAGUCGUUCGAGUACGACAUCCGCCUCGACGAGCGCGAGCCGGGCACCUACAUGUACCACACCCACGUCGAGCUGGGCAGCAUGACGGCGUACGGCGCCCUGAUCAUCGAGGACGCGCCAUCGGCGGCCGAAGCCAAGCCGGCCGGACCCAAGGCCAAGGCUGGCGGCAAGGCGACACCGAGCAUCACCUGGGGCGACGAGGACCUGCAGCGUCGCCACGGAAAGAGCGCUCCGGGCGCACCGUACAAGUACCACCAGGAUCGCAUCCUGGCGCUCGGCGACUACUGGAGGAUGACGAGCCCCGCCAACAUCUCGGCCGGUCUGGCGGCCAACCCGUUUGUGUGGCCGGGCAACCCGCAGAGCCUGCUCGUCAACGGCCGCCAGAGGGGCGAGUGCAACGCCACGGCCCUCGCGGCCCGCUCGCUCCAGUGCCCCACGUCGUCGCCGUCGGACGCGACCAAGCCGCUGUGCGACUACCCAGAGAUCCGGGUGCAGUACGGCAAGACCUACCGCUUCCGGCUGAUCGGCUCGCAGACGCUCAUGUACAUCUCGCUCGGCAUCCUCAACCACACGGUCGAGGCCAACCGGCUCGAGCUGAUCGAGGCCGACGGGAGCUACCUCUCGCCCGCGCCGACCGAGUACGUCGAGGUGGCGCCAGGGCAGCGCUACUCGUGGCUCUUCCGCGCCAAGCGGCGCGACGAGGUCGAGCGCGACGCCACGGCGGGCGUCUACUGGAUCAGGAUGGAGUCGAGAUGGCGCACCGGUCCGUCCGGCUGGGCGCGGCUCGUGUACGUCGACGACGACAGCCAGGACGGCAACGACGCGCGCCUCUCCUCGGCCUCGACAUCGUCCUCGGCCAACGAUGCGACGGUCGGCAAGGCGUCUCCGCCCGCCUCGAUCACCGCCAACGCCACGCUGCUGCCAAAGGAGAAGGUCGGGUGGAUCCUGGACCGCCUUUCUCCGCUGCGGGGCCACGCCGCACCCUGCCCGCCCGACUCGGCCGUGACGCGGACGGUGAUUAUCAAUGCGCAGCAGCACCUCGUCUCUCCGGCGUCCAAGGCGGUGCAGUGGUGGGAAAACGGCCGGGCGUACGACGAAGAGCGCUCGACGCCCGUGCCCUACCUCGUGAACCUGUACACGGGCAAGGUGCCCCGACCUUCGCUGUCGCGGUCCCGCGAUGCCGCACACGUCGACGACGAGGCGCACCGCCUCCUCCACGCCUCGGAUGCAAGGGACGUGGCGGCCACCAUGGAGCGGUACAGGUGGAGCCAGGGGUUCGACGACGUGGCGGGCGUCUACCUCGCGCAGCCGGGCGAGGUCAUCGACAUCAUCAUCAUCAACCGGCCGUCGAACAUCUCGUCCAACGUCGAGGUGCAUCCGUGGCACAUGCACGCGUCCAAGCACUGGACGCGCCUCACCCGGUCCGGCACGUUUUCCUUUGCCGCCUACGCCUCUGCCCUCGCCUCCUCGGCGGCGCAGGGGGGCAGAGGGGCGUACAGCGAUCCGAUCCCGCGCGACACGACGUCCGUCUACCCGUCUCCGGGCGCGGCCUACCUCAACCAGACCGUAUCCUCGCCGCAGGACAACGACGGAGGCUGGUCCGUGCUCCGGUACAAGGUGUCUGCCAGCAACGCGGGCGUCUUUCCGCUCCACUGCCACAUCACCUUCCACCUCAAGAUGGGCAUGGCUGUCGUGUGGGGCUUUGAUAUCGACGCAUUCGCCGGCCACGGAGGCAAGCUCGACCGCUUCUACGCCCAGACCGGCGAUUCGGUCGAGGGCCUGAGCCUGGGCUACCUCGAACCGGGCCACGACGUCGCUGCCGUCCUCUAA